Molecule: messenger RNA, 3185 nt
Organism: Manis pentadactyla (Chinese pangolin)
Lineage: Eukaryota; Metazoa; Chordata; Mammalia; Pholidota; Manidae
Gene: FAM151B
Product: family with sequence similarity 151 member B
Exons: 6
Coding region: 145-975 (276 amino acids)
Source: RefSeq, a predicted model, not a curated record
CUUGACGGAAGCUCCGCCCCCGCAGCGGCCCGAGACUUGUCUACACUCUUGUUCUCUUCUGAGCUGGGUUUCUACACUACCUGUGAAGAAUCAGCUGCGGUGCCCACCGCUCAGCGCCUGCGCGGGCUGCAGCCGUCCGUCACCAUGACAGCGACCGCUGGCGGCCCUGGAUCUUGGAGUGAAAAUAUAUUGGAAUAUUUUCUGAGAAAUAACCAGAUCACAACAGAAGAUGGUGCCCAGAUCAUCUGGUGUCAUGCAGCUAACCACAAGGCACAAGUGAAUGAAGCACUGAACAGUACUGCUCAUAUGAUAGAGGCCGACGUCCUUCUUCCACGUGAUGGAUCUGAACAUAGUCAGCCAAUCAUGGCCCAUCCUCCUGAAACAACCAGUGAUAAUACUUUACAGGAAUGGCUGACUGAAGUUAUGAAAAGCAAUAAAGGCAUCAAGCUAGAUUUUAAGAGUCUGGCAGCUGUGGAACCAUCCAUGAGGCUCUUGGAAAAUGUGAAGAGGCAUCUGAAGCGUCCUGUGUGGAUUAAUGCUGACAUUCUUGUUGGUCCAAAUGGAAAUAGCACAGUAGUGGAUGCAAAAUCUUUUAUAGACAUAGUGACAUCUUUCUUUCCAGAUGUGACAUUUUCCUUGGGUUGGACAACAGGAUGGCAUCCUGAGAAAGUUAAUGAAGGAUACAGUUGGGCAAUGGUGAAAGAAAUGGAAUGUAUAUGUAAUGAACUAAGUCAGCCAGUAACAUUUCCUGUCAGAGCAGCAUUAGUCAGGCAGUCUUGUUCUCAGUUACUUUGGCUGUUAAAGAAAUCAAACAGGUACAGCCUGACUAUUUGGACUGGAAAAAAUGAUACCUAUUCCAUUGAAGAUUUACUUUGUAUAAGAGACCAUUUUGACAAAAAACAAGUUUUCUAUGACAUUUUGGAACCACAAAACCAUGAAUUUAAACAGGCCAUUGGAAUCAAAGUUGAUCUCUAAAAAGAAGAUUCUUCUAAGUUAUUUCACAGUUUGAUUUCAUAAUCCUUAUCUGCUUUGGUCUGAAUUAAUUACCAUAUAAAUUAUAAUGAUUGAUUUAUGCUCCAAUUCAUCCCAUCAAAAAAUACUGAGUGUUUACUCUAUCAGGCAUAUGUCCUUAAAACAUUGUACUUACCUGAAAGAUUUGGAAAGAAGUGACUUAGGUAGGCCUAGUGUAGUAAUAAUUUAGGAAAAUGAUACUUGAAGACCCUUCAUAAAAAAGAAUUUUGACUAAAAUGUAAAUAAGGUACAUCAUAGGAAAAGGAAUUUAAAAAAAAAAAAAAGAAUUUUGACCAGCCUGACUGGCCAUAGAUUUUGGGAAAUAUUUAAACUUACUGAGUCUUGGUUUCCUUGUUUCUAAAAUGGGGAACAAAGUAAUUGAGAGAAUUCAUGUGUCAUAACAUAGGUAUAGAUCACAUUUGUUCGCAAUUGCUUUGCAGAGAUUCCACAAAAAUAUGGCAUCUUCUUUCCUUUUUCCUGGAGAACUGGUUAUUUCUGAGACUACAAAAGAAUAAGAGGGCUUUUUAAAUAUUUUAACUUUCACAGGGGCGGGGAACUUUCUCAUAACAAAAUCAAAUCCGUUUACUGAUAAUAGUAUAGAUUAAAUUAGAUGGAUCUAGAAUUUCCAUAUUGUUGGGGCCUGCUGACAGCUAUGUAUUUUUGUUUUGUUUUUUGUUUUUGUAUUCAUUUGGAUCAUAGUAUCUUUAAUAUCCUACCUGACAGAAACUAUUGGAGAGCAUAAUUUUAGUUCUAGUAAUACGUCAUUUGAUUUGCAAGUUUCUUCCAGAACCACCUUCGUUCAGGCCCUUGUUCUACUACUAGAAUUUCAAGGACUAGUUCUUCAUGACUUCAUUGCUCAUACUCUCUUUAUAGAUACCCUGAGUAUUUUUGCUAAAGAAAACCUUUAAACACCCCCUUCUUUAUGCUAAUUAAGAACUUCCAGGGGCUUCUUAAAUUCAACUUUAUUGAAUUUUACUCUUUCAAAAGCCUUCAUACUGUCACCCCACUCUAAAAGUCAACUCAGUGUUGUAGGACACUGAGUUGACUUUUAGAGUCCUUCAUCUAAAAAAUUCCCACAACAUCACUUGUCUCUAGAUCUUACUUUGACAGUUACUUUUAACUAUUUAAUAUAUUUCACUAAAUAUGUUACACAUGUUACUCAUGUCUCCUCAGCUAGAUUAUGAUGUCCUUCAUGCUAAGGGAGAAUUCUUUUUUUUUAAUUGAAGUAUAGUUGAUAUACAAUAUUAUAUUGGUUUCAAGUAUACAAGACAGUGAUUCAACAGUUACAUUAUUUAAAUCCUUACCUCAACUACUGCAGUUACUAUCUGUCAACAUAGAAAGAUGUUACAGAACCAAAGGGAGCAUUCUUAACUGUCCUUUUUGAUGCCUGGUAUAGUCCUGAACGAGGUAUUCAGAAAAACAUGUUGCUUCUUUGAUUUAUUGAAAAGUAAUUUACCAAUGAAUGUCCGAAGUUAUGGAAUUUGCCUUUUGUUUAUCAACCAUUUUCUCCAAAGAAUUAAGUAGUUCUGUGUAGAGAAAAGAGCUUGGGUUUUGAAUUCAGAUGGACUUCCAUUACCAGCCUGACUGGCCAUAGAUUUUGGGAAAUAUUUAAACUUAUUGAGUCUUGAUUUCCUUGUUUCUAAAAUGGGGAACAAAUGAGGAUUGUCUUGUAGAGUUGUUAUAAAGAUUAAGCAAGAUUUUUAUAAAUGGAGUCAUUGAGCUCAGUGCUCAUCACAUAGCAGGUACUCAAAAAGUAAAAUUAGUUCCCUUCUUUUAGACUUACUUGGUCAUAACCAUUGGAGAUAGAUAGAUAGAUAGAUAGAUAGAUAGGUAGAUAGCAGUAAGAGAUACAACAUGAAAUACUAGGCAUGUAAAUUCUCAAAGAAAACAAUUAUAUUUCUAGUUUAAAUUUUACCUCUAAAUGAAUUCAGUGCCGUUAGUCAAAUAACACCUAAAACUUCAUUUUCUAUGGUUGAUUGCCAAAAGCAAAAGGUGAAAUUUCAUAAUUAAAAAUUUUUAACAAUUGCAACAAAGAAUAGCUUUAAAAUCAUAGUAAAAAUUAACGCUUAAUUUAUAAAUUGUCUAAAGUGACUGUGCUUUAUUUUUAUAGAAUUGAAUUUAUAAAUGAACUACAUUUUAAUGAAGUUGAAAUAAAAUUCAUUUGUCCAUUCUGA